Momordica charantia (bitter melon) is the source of this 966-nucleotide messenger RNA. Its product is annotated as calmodulin-7. Gene Ontology annotation, cellular component: myosin II complex. The record is from RefSeq and is a predicted model, not a curated record. Gene Ontology annotation, molecular function: calcium ion binding. NCBI's taxonomy places the organism in Eukaryota, Viridiplantae, Streptophyta, Magnoliopsida, Cucurbitales, Cucurbitaceae.
GAGGGGGGGGGAGGGAGAGGGAAAGGGAAAAUUAUUACACGAGGACGAGCGAGAACCAGAUGCCUCGCUUUUUGAUUUUCCUAUUUAUAUGCCCUUCGCUGGUUUUUACUAUUCUGAGUCGCGCCUCGCCUCGCCUGGAUCUCUCCUCUCUCUUUUUCAUCCCUUCCCCCAUUCCUCCUUCUGCACAUCAAUUCCAUGGCUGACCAGCUCACCGACGAUCAGAUCUCCGAGUUCAAGGAGGCCUUCAGCUUGUUCGACAAGGACGGCGAUGGCUGCAUCACCACCAAGGAACUGGGGACUGUAAUGCGGUCACUGGGCCAAAAUCCAACUGAAGCUGAGCUCCAGGACAUGAUCAAUGAAGUUGAUGCCGAUGGAAAUGGAACUAUCGACUUUCCGGAGUUUCUUAAUCUGAUGGCAAGAAAAAUGAAGGACACUGAUUCAGAGGAGGAGCUGAAGGAAGCUUUCCGCGUGUUUGAUAAGGAUCAGAAUGGGUUCAUUUCUGCAGCUGAGCUCCGGCAUGUAAUGACAAAUCUUGGUGAGAAGCUGACCGAUGAGGAAGUCGAUGAAAUGAUCCGCGAGGCAGAUGUGGAUGGCGAUGGGCAAAUCAACUAUGAGGAAUUUGUCAAAGUCAUGAUGGCCAAGUGAGAACUAAUCAACUGAAAUCUUAACCUUAAUCUGCUUAAAAAUGAAGAGGGAUAUGGGCAGAUAAGUUGAUACGAUUUGUUUUCCCAUUUAGGAUGUCUCCAUUUUGAUUUACAUUUACUAUCUAUGUUUGUCUCUCUCGUUUUCAUUAUUUGCGGUACUGUUUUUCAGUAUCCUGUUUCUGUUUCUUUGCUGCAAUGCUUUCCUUCGUGUUGGUAGUCUCUUUAAUCUUAAUAUUUCUUUCUCUCUAUGAUACUAUGAACCUAGAACAAUUGAUUGAUUGAUUGAAUCAGAAGAUUUUGCUUGUGGGAAGUUAAUUUUUCA